Molecule: messenger RNA, 1562 nt
Organism: Vespa mandarinia (Asian giant hornet)
Lineage: Eukaryota; Metazoa; Arthropoda; Insecta; Hymenoptera; Vespidae
Product: uridine phosphorylase 1
Biological process (GO): nucleotide catabolic process; uridine catabolic process
Cellular component (GO): cytosol; cytoplasm
Molecular function (GO): uridine phosphorylase activity
Source: RefSeq, a predicted model, not a curated record
UGUGCCAGUGUCGUUGAUAGUGGUGGUGGGAAAGACGGGAGAAGUAUAAAGGUUCCCUUCGAAGCGUAAUAGAACAUAUUCCAAGAUUAUUCCCGAACGGACGGACUGCGUACCGGUUUUUAGUUCUAAUAGGAAAAGAAGACAAAAUUGAAAAAGAAAAAUUACAAGAUGCCUACUUGUACCUGUGAAAGAAAUUUGAAAGACGGAGAAGAGAAUGAUCACAAGUGUCAGUUAAAUUCAUCCGUGGAUAAACAAAGUAACGAUAAUGACGAAUUUGAUUAUCCAAACAACAGUGCUGUUAGAUACAGAGAUGGUUCCGUUAGGCUGAGGAAUCCAAAUAUCGAACUAAUGGAUCAAGAUAUAUUGUAUCAUUUAGCACUUGGCAGUGGCUCUCAUGAUCUCGUUGAAAUGUUUGGCGAUGUUAAGUUCGUUUGCAUGGGUGGCACGCCGAAACGUAUGGAGCAGUUUGCGAAUUACAUUAUGAAGGAAAUAGGUCACAAGAUUCCAGCUGGAACAACCCUUCUCGACAUCAGCCAGUAUUCCUAUCGUUAUUGCAUGUACAAAGUUGGACCGGUGCUUUCAAUCAGCCAUGGAAUGGGUAUUCCUUCUGUAGGAAUUCUUCUUCACGAAAUUAUCAAGCUGAUGUAUCAUGCAAAGGUCAAGGAUCCAAUCUUCUUCAGGAUCGGUACUUGUGGUGGUGUUGGACUCGAAGGUGGCACUGUUGUUAUUACUGACGAAGCUGUAGAUGGAAUGUUGAAUUCUUAUUUAGAACUGCCUGUCUUAGGAAAGAUAGUGAAGAGACCAGCAAAAUUUGAUCGACAAUUAAUUCGAGAAUUAAAAGCUUUGGCUCAUCGUGAUGAUCCUUAUGACACAGUGGUCGGUAAGACCAUGUGUACUUACGAUUUCUACGAAGGUCAGGCUAGAUUAGACGGAGCUUUCUGUGAAUUCACGGAGAACGAAAAGAUGGAUUAUUUAACGAAGAUACACAAAGCUGGUGUUAUUAAUAUAGAGAUGGAAAGUCUCUCGUUCGGAGCACUUGCACAUCACGCUGGCAUUCAAUCAGUUGUAGUUAGCGUGACUUUGUUGGAUCGACUCAAAGGAGAUCAGGUAUUGGCACCUAAAGAAGUUCUAAACGAAUGGCAGAUGCGACCUCAAAUAUUGGUCGCUCGAUACAUCACAAGAUAUCUUCAACGCAAAGGAAGACUUUCUUUAGAGGGUCAUGGUUCUAUGUGCGUGAAAAGUCCUCGUCGAUAUAAAUUAGUACAACAAGAAUCUGAGACUUAUGAUUAAAGAGAUGUUUUGUAGAUCGAACAGAGCUAUGCAAGGGAUAUGAGAAAGAGAGAAAAAAGAAAGAGAAAGAGAGAGAAAAAGAGAGAGAGAGAGUGAGAAAGAAGGAGAGAGACAGGGAGAGAAAGGAAAAGGCGAAAACUCAUCGAGGAGAGAAUAUAUACAUACGUGUGUAAUAUCAGUUUGCAAAGAAGCUAAACGUGUAUAAGAUGAUAAAAGUACAGUCCAGAGAAGCGCACAGUUUUAGGAAGAUAAACACACUAUUUUAUUAAAAC